AUGAUUGAAAAUGUCGAUGGAGAGAUUGUUCUUUUCCAAGACUCAUUCGUCUUGCGCCAGCGCUAUGCCGAGGAUGAACAUAACAUCACUAUCGCGGUUCCGAUGUUUGAGCCCCCCAAAUUACUACAUAUCUGUUGUCUCCGACCCAGUCACCAGUUUUCUCGUGGGCUCGAAACAGUGGAAUGA
Suillus clintonianus is the source of this 186-nucleotide messenger RNA. RefSeq lists its product as uncharacterized. The transcript has a single exon. The coding region runs from base 1 to 186 and encodes 61 amino acids. Lineage: Eukaryota; Fungi; Basidiomycota; Agaricomycetes; Boletales; Suillaceae. The record is from RefSeq and is a predicted model, not a curated record.